AAAAGGAAACUGCUUUAUUAUAACAAUGCCACUCAGUUCUUUGAACUCCUUCUGAAAUGCAUGCCAAAAAUUACAUAGUAAUAUAUCACAAAAAAUCACUUUUAAUCAUGUAUCAGUUGACACUUGAUUAGAUCGUCCUUCAAUUUUGUUGAAAGCAAAGAACUGGAAACCACUCAGCUUACAAAAAAAUUUCUUACCCAUUCAAUAAUGUCAUUCACUCUCUCAACAUUGAUACCAAUAUUUCAAAUUGUCCCUUCAUUUAGCCCACUGGAGGUUUUUAAAUUCCAAAGCAAUGAAAUCUUACAGUGUAAUGUAAUAUUCAGGAUGAGUGAGAGGUAUAGUUUUACUUUUUUAAUAAAAAGAAGGGCUAUUGUGGGCUUCCCUGGUGGCGCAGUGGUUAAGAAUCCGCCUGCCAAUGCAAGGGACACGGGUUCCAGCCCUGAUCCGGGAAGAUCCCACAUGCCUCAGAGCAGCUGAGCCUGUGCGCCACAACUACUGAGCCUGCGCUCUAGAGCCCGUGAGCCACAACUACUGAAGCCCGCGCGCCUCCAGCCAGUGUUCCGCAACAAGAGAAGCCACCGCAACGAGAAGCCCGCGCACCGCAACGAAGAGUAGCUAGCCCCCGCUCGCUGCAACUAGAGAAAGCCUGUGUGCAGCAACGAGGACCCAACGCAUCCAAAAAUAACUAAAUAAAAAAAUUUAUUAAAAAAAAUAAAAGAAGGGCUAUUGUGAAAAGAUAACCUGCAGGAAGCCUCGACUGCUGGCUUAUUUCCAGGCAGAGCAGCUCUGGGAAAGAUUAAACAUUAUGCUGGACAUCUGGAAACUGAUACUCUUAAAACUAUCCAUGUCCGUGUAACCCUUGGAAAGUUUUUAUGUACAGAUGCCAUAGUCUGAAGAUCAAUAGUUUAACUGCUACCCUUUGGAGAAGCCCAAAUGUGGAAAAAAAAAAAGGAGGGAGAGAAUGGUAUCAAGAGGGAAAAAAGGUUAUUUUAGGCUGGGACAGUGUAUUGGUUGUCUAUUGCUGCAUAACAAUUUUUUUUAUUCCAAAAUUUAGUAGCUUAAAACAAUAAACAUUUAUUGUCUUGCAUGGUUUCUGAGGGUCAAGAAUCUGAGAGCAGCUCAUCUGGAUGAUUCUGGCUGAGGGUCUCUCAUGAGGCCUGAUGACCACUUUCUGUUGGUCCUCCUUAUGCCUGCAUAAUGCUUCCAACUCUCUUUGCUAACCUGCUCGCCAGCCUGGCUCACCUGUGCCUUCAUGAUAUAAUAAUAAUUUUUAAAAAGAUAGUAAGUGUUGACAGGGAUGUGGAGAAGUCAGAGCCUUCAUACAAUGCUGGUAGGAAUGUAAAAUGGUACAGCCACUUCGGAAAACAGUUUGGCAAUUCUUCAGAACGUUAAACAGAGUUACCAUUUGACCCAACAAUCCCACUCCUAGGUAUAUACCCAAGGGAGAUGAAAACAUAUAUGCACACAAACACUCGUACACAAAUAUUUUAGCAGCAUUAUUUAUAAUAGCCAAAAGGUGAAAUCAACCUAAAUGAAAUGGGAAACAGUGCAAAUCACCUGAUGAAUAAACAAAAUAUGAUAUAUCCAUACAAUAGAAUAUUAUUCAGCCCUAAGAAGAAAUGAAGUACUGACAUGUGCUACAAUCUGGAUGAACCUUGAAAACAUUAUGCUAAGAAAGAAGCUGGUCACAAAAGACCACAUAUCAUACAAUUCCAUUUAUAUGAAAUGUCCAAACAGGAAAAUCAGUAGAGACAGAAAAUAGAUUCGUGGUUGCUUAGGGCUAGUGGAAAUGAGGGAGUGUGGGUGGUGAUAGCUAACGGAUGCAGAGUCUCUUUUUGAGGUAAGGAAAAUGGUCUAAAAUUGACUGUGGUGAUCAUUGCUCAUUUUUGUGACUAUACUAAAAAACCAUUGACUUAUACACUUUAAACAGGUGAGUUGUAUGUUAUGUGAGUUAUGUAUCAGUUGAACUAUUACCAAAAACUAAUAUAACAUAAUGGCAGUUCUGUGCCGAGAAGCAAGCAAGGACUUUAUAGUCCAACAGAUAGUGUUCAUCAAGGUCCUCCAAGAAGCAGGCACCAGAUGGCAUUAGAUAUGCAAUAAUUUGAUUAGGGGAAACUCUUGUAUGAGAUAAAAAGGGGAGGAAGAUGGGAAAGGCUGAGAGAGCUGUCAGACCAUGAUGCAAGUCUGACCCCGAGUGAAGGAGAGAAGGAAGGAGGGUUUUGAGGAAUCAUCCUAACCUGCCAUGUCCUCUAAAAAAGGUUUGGCAAGACUGUCAAGGAGUCCUCCAGCCAAGAUUUGCCUCCAGAGUAGUUUUGUGUCAAUCAGAAAUGGAUCUGCCUUAGUGUCUCUGCUAUACUUUGUCAUUGGAUGGAAGACGCCCACGGGAAGCAUGUCCUCCGUGCAAAUGUGACGAUGGCUUUCGGAGUGUAGCCAAAGCCCCUGGUCAGUUGGAUAUCUAUGGCCUCUAUAGUUGGAUAUCUGCAAGGCACAGUCUUAUGGCCACCACACACACUAAGGUUCAAAUCCCAGUUCAACAACGAACUAGCCAUUGACCUUGCAUAAGAUACCCUCUCGGAGCCACUGUUUCCUGAUCUGUAAAAUGGGGAUAACGGUAGUGCCUACCACAUAGAAGAAUGUAUAUAAACUGCCUAGCACAGGGACUUCCCUGGUGGUCCAGGGCUUAAAUGCAUGGGGUGCAGGUGUGAACGCUGGUCUGGGAACUAAGAUCCCACAUGCUGCGUGGCCAAAAAAAAAAAAAAAAAAAAAAAGCUAAAAAAUAAAAUAAAGUAAAAUAAACUGCCUAUCAAAGAAAAAGCAUACAGUAAGUGCUCAAUAUGUAGUAGCUACUACUAAUAUUGUAUUUACUGCUACUAUUAUUUCUUUCUAGAUUUUGUGUACCUCCAUUAAAAUAGUGGACCUCAUAGUCUAUACAUAAUGAGUACUGUUUAUUUUACUUAGUAUCAUAUAGUAAGUCUUUUUCCAAGCUAUCACUUGCUCUCCCUAAUAUUUUAAAGGCUACAUUAUAUUCUACAGGGUGUACAUAUCCUACUUUACUUAAUCAUUCUCCUAAUCAUUAGGGUUUUACAAUUUUUUUUGGCUACUAUAAAAAAGGUUUUGGUGGACAUUUUUAUAUAGAAAUAAUUUUUUCUGCUGUAUUUGAGAUUUUUUCCUUAGGGUCCUGGAAGAGGACUGUUAGGUUAAAGAGUGUGAACAUUUUUUUUUUUUUUGCGGUACACGGGCCUCUUACUGUUGUGGCCUCUCCCGUUGCAGAGCACAGGCUCCAGACGUGCAGGCUCAGCAGCCAUGGCUCACGGGCCUAGCCACUCCACGGCAUGUGGGAUCUUCCCAGACCGGGGCACGAACCCGUGUCCCCUGCGUCGGCAGGCGGACUCUCAACCACUGCGCCACCAGGGAAGCCCGAGUGUGAACAUCUUUAAGGCUCUUGAUCCAUGCUGUCACACUUGUUUUCCAGAAAGGUGGAGCCAUGCAUAUUCUAACCAACAACAUGUAAGAGUACUCACUUCACUGGACCCUUACCCAGCCUUGGGUAUCAAAAGGCAAAAUGGCAUUGACUUAUUUGUUCUCUGUUACUCAUAAGGAUGAACUAUUUUCCAAAUGUUUUUGUACAGGUAAUACUAUAUGCAAAAGAAAUUAUUUUGUAAAUUCUCAUUGCUCAGUAACCUACUGAGAUUUUUCUUUUCAAUUAAUUCAUAUAAUUUGUUUAAUAAUAAUUGCCUGAAACACUUCCUAUUAUUUUGCCUUUUGAGAUUUUUAGGUUUUUUCAGUGUAUAGAGGUCAUUUGUUAGUCAAAUCAAAUUAUGUUUUUUUUUUUCAUAAUUUCUCCUGUCUCUUUUAAGCUUAGGAAGCCCAUCCUCCUGUAGAAAGCAAACCUUUCUUUACAGAUUGUUUAAAGUGAAACUACAACUGAGCUGCUCAGAUUUUUUUUUUUAAUUGUGAAUAAGUUGAGCCCAAUCUAACGACCAUCUACUGCAACGACCUUCUCAUAAAUGGGGUUUUGUGUUCUAGGAUCCAGGGUAUCCACUAAGAACGGUCCAGGAAGAAUCCUGCUUGUGCAGAAGUGCUGCCCAGAGCUACGAUGGAGGGGGAGGCCGGGGAGGCACCAGGGCUGGGCAGGCCCGCUGCUUCCAAGGACUUCCACUUUCAUCACAUGGAUCUGUAUGACUCUGAAGACAGACUGCAGAUCUUCCCAGAAGAAGACACUCAGAUGAGAAGAGAAGUAGUUCAAGCCGAAAUGACCAAUAAGUCAAGAGAGCCCAUGAAAGGGAAGGCUCAGAGAGACCUUGAAGAGGAAGUGGAUGAACUUGUCCAUCUAUAUGGACUUGAAGAUGAUCACGAAUUAGGGGAUGAGUUUACUGACAAAAGCACGCCCAGAAUAGAGGUUUCAGAAUAUCCUCCUUAUAUGAUGACAGGGAGAGAGCCACUGAGGGAGCAGAGAGACUGGAGACUUAGUGGCGAGGCUGUUAAGGCUGAGGACCUGGGCUUCGGGGCAUGGGGAUCAGCAGGCCAGUGCCAGGACUUGCGGGAAGCCUAUAGGUACACCCACGGCCAUGCCAGUGAGGAGUAUGAGUGCUACGUUAUCCCAGAGGAGGAGGACGAGGAAGAAGCUGCCGAUGUCUUCUGUGUCACUUGCAAAACUCCAAUAAGAGCCUCGGAGAAGGUUUUUGAUGAACACAAGGAGCAUGAGGUGACCCCGCUCAGUAAAGCACUGGAAAGUGCCAAGGAUGAAAUUCACAAAAACAUGCACAAAUUGGAAAAGCAGAUUAUCGAGAUGGAAAAUUUUGCAAGUCACUUGGAGGAGGUUUUCAUCACUGUGGAGGAGAAUUUUGGAAGACAAGAAAAAAACUUUGAGUCACAUUACAAUGAGAUCUUGGAAACACUUGCUCAAAAAUACGAAGAAAAAAUACAAGCUCUAGGGGAGAAAAAGAAAGAGAAGCUGGAAGCCUUGUAUGGACAGCUGGUCAGCUGUGGAGAAAAUCUUGAAACCUGCAAAGAACUGAUGGAAACAAUAGAGGAGAUGUGUCAUGAAGAGAAAGUUGAUUUCAUUAAGGAUGCUGUGGCUAUGGCUGACAGACUUGGAAAAUUCCUGAAAACAAAAACAGAUGUGGAAAUCUCGGCGCAGCCUGAAUUUGAAGACCAGACCUUGGACUUCUCUGAGGUGGAGGAGCUUAUGGGCUCCAUUAACACCAUCCCAGCUCCUUCUGCUCCAGUGAUAAACCCACAGGCCCCCAACUCAGCCACAGGUUCCUCAGUCCGAGUGUGCUGGAGCUUAUACUCCGAUGACACCGUGGAGAGCUAUCAGCUAUCCUACUGGCCAGUGCAGGAAAGCUCGUCUGGGAAGGACCGAGCAGAGUUUACGAUGACGGUUAAAGAAACAUAUUGCUCAGUGACAAACCUUGUGCCAAAUACCCAGUAUGAAUUUUUGGUCACAGCUCAGAACAGGGCUGGCCUCAGCCCCGCCAGUGAGUGUGCAGUGUACAUAACAGCACCUUGUCCUCCCAUUAUGAAAAGCAAAGAGAUAAGGAGCUGUGAAGAGGCUGCGCUGAUCUGCUGGGAGUCUGGGAACCUGAAUCCUGUGGACUCAUACACGGUGGAGUUGACUCAGGCAGAAACGCCGGGAGCCUCGGGCGUAACUGAGUCUGUUGUGGGUAUCCCCACCUGCGAGUGUCUGGUGCAGCUACAGCCCUGGCAGAGCUACACCAUCUACGUGCGAGCCCUCAACGUGGGGGGCCCCAGCGCAAGGAGCGAGGCUGCUACAGUCCACACCACAGGCAGCUACUUUCGCCUGAACGAGCACACCUGCCAUCCCUGGCUGACCGUUUCUGAAGAUGGGCUUACAGUGGUACGAAGUGAGAGGAAAGCCCCCACCAGGGAGCCGCUCCCCAGCGACACCUGCUUUACCAGGUGUGUUGCUGUCAUGGGAAACCUAAUUCCAGUCCGAGGGCGCCAUUACUGGGAGGUGGAGGUGGAUGAGUGUUUGGAUUACACGGUGGGUGUGGCCUUUGAAGAUGUCCCUAAACAGGAAGACCUGGGAGCAAACCGCCUCUCCUGGUGCAUGAGGCACACAUUUGCAUCAUCAAGGCAUAAGUACGAAUUUCUACACAACAAGACGACUCCAGAUAUAAGGAUAACAGUUUCCCCAAGGAAGAUUGGCAUUCUAUUAGACUAUGAAAAUUCAAAAUUGUCAUUUUUCAACGUGGACAUUUCUCAGCAUCUGUACACGUUCCGUUGUCAGCUUCACCAAUUUGUGCAUCCCUGUUUUUCUCUGGAAAAGCCUGGAUGUCUAAAGAUACACAAUGGCAUUUCAAUGCCAAAGCGUGUCACUUUCUAUUAGACCAUUCUGAUGCCCAGCUUCCUGUCUCUCUUCCGUACCUACCCCUCUCCCAGCCACUCACGCCUCAGCUGCCUGAACUUGGCAUUCAAGCACCAUGCACCCAGCUCAUCAUUUAUGGUUCAUGUUAUCUGCCAGACUGGUGUGCUGGCAUUCAUUUCACCUGACUUGGAUCCUGUGUGCUGCCACCUGUGUGAGGCUAGGUUAGUCAGUUCGGGUUGUAAAAUGAAGGCUCAGACUAAAUGAACUCAAAGGUCUUUCAGGUUGUCAAACUGUAUUGGUCUAUCUGUGUAUAUGCAAAGUAGCUGAGUCCCCAAGGCCUACAGAGCUUGGGGGAGAAGGAGAGAAGAGAUACAUAAGUGUUAGUGGCUCCAGCUGCCCCAGCACUUGUGACAUUUCAUUAGUCAGCCAAGAACAGGCGUAAGAAGGCAGGAGGCCACCCACAAAGAGAACCAGGGAAGCCACGUGCCGUGCUCAGCAGCCUUCUCCUCUCCUGUUUUCCCAGUAGUCAGUGGCACUCCGGUGAGGUUUCUCCCACCGAACACUGCUUCUAAAAACCUGCUCUUCUCCUUCAUGGUACUUACCCUCUUUAAUUUUGUAAUGAUCUUUGUAACACCUAAUUCCAUGAAGGCAGGACAGUAUCUGUCUUGUUCAUCACUCAAUCCCCAAGGGCUAACACGUGCACACCAAAUAUCUGUUUCAUCCAGCCACUGCUCUUCGGCCUCUCACUGCUCUCCAUAUGAGGGCUGGCAGGGCUUGUUCAAACUAUAGCAGAAGA
This is a messenger RNA of Physeter macrocephalus (sperm whale), 7127 nucleotides long. It is a transcript of the gene FSD2, whose product is annotated as fibronectin type III and SPRY domain containing 2. The record is from RefSeq and is a predicted model, not a curated record. The transcript is spliced from 12 exons. Bases 4097 to 6352 code for a protein of 751 amino acids. Gene Ontology annotation, molecular function: protein binding. Lineage: Eukaryota; Metazoa; Chordata; Mammalia; Artiodactyla; Physeteridae.